UGGCCACUUGCUUGGUGAUUAUAACAUUGUGUCCUUAACUGUAUUUUCUUGUGUUACUGGUGUUUUCUUCCUUGUUUCCUUAGUCCUUUUCAGCAUUGUCCUUCCUGCAUCUUCCUGAUAGAUCUGCUUUACUGAGUAAUGGAUCCCAUUCUUGAAUUCAAAAGGAACUACCUUCUCUGCGAGAAGACCUGGGAUUGCCUGUCAGUGCAUCUGCACAGAGUCUGCAUGAAGACAGAUCCUGAAGAAGCCAUUGAAGCAGUAGUGGAGCGGGCAACAGCAGAAAUGCGUGUGCUUCUGGCAAUAGGCAGGGUGAUUAAUUACGGCCGGCUGGGUCAGAUUUUGGGUGCUGCUGACCCAAUCAGCAGGCUGAUUGAAGAACUGGAGAGUCACUUUUUGGUGGUGACCGGUGUGCCCCCACCACUACCUCCUACCAGUGCAAGGGCAGAGCCUUCCUCCUCCAGAGCCACACAACCAACAGGGUUGGACAGCGAACAGUCAAAGCUCCUCUGUCAGCGGUGUCAAGAGCAGCGGCGAGACCUUUCAAUGGUGAGAAUAUCAGUUUUUAUAGCUUUACUGAUUGUGUUUCUUUGGAAUAAUUGUGUCAGACAUAUGCAGUUUUAUAACCAAACUUUUUCCUCAUUGCAGUUACACUGGUGUGCAGUGGACCAACCCGGCAAGAAAGCUAAUGGCAGAGAAGGGGCUUUACAAGAAGCACUCUAUCAACCAUGCAUUGCUGAAGGGUUUUUUUUUUUUUUAACAGGAGGUGAGGACUACCAUAAAAACAUUUUAGAGUUUAUUAAAAGUUUGAUAUCGAAGAAAAAUGUUUUCACACUGUAAAAUAGUCAUGAUGACGAGGUCAUCUAGCGUGUCCUUUUUUUCCCCCAGGUUGAAAACGUUGCACGUUUUCUUUGUUACAUGGACCCACAGGCACCAUCCCUGGAAUUUGUCUGGGACACGGAGAAGACUCAGCAGUUUUUCAGGGAGCUGACUGAUGCGGGGUUUUCAAAGCAGACUCAACUUAAUUACAUGAAAAAUCUGAAAGGGUUGGUAGAAUUUGAUUUCUUUUUCGUAUUAAAACUUGUGCACACAAGAACUUAAUUGUGCUUAAAUACAUGUACAUACUUUUUACUUGUACUUUCUGUACAGAUUCGUCCCUGUUGGAAACUUUCUAUUCUCUAUUCCCUCAGAUAUGUAUAAGUAUGUUUAGGUUAUAGUUUAGUUUCUGUCUCAUGAACUUUUCAGACCUGUCUGAUGUGUACGUGCCAGCAAACAUGUCACCAUAGAAACUCCCUAUUUUCUGUUAAGUGAACAGAUACCAUAUAUGUUCGGAAACCUGUACAUUCUUGUAUUGCCCAAGAUGUUUUUCAUGUACGUGGCUAGACAGUUCAACUGCCAUAUU
Ictalurus furcatus (blue catfish) is the source of this 1399-nucleotide messenger RNA. RefSeq lists its product as uncharacterized. Lineage: Eukaryota; Metazoa; Chordata; Actinopteri; Siluriformes; Ictaluridae. The record is from RefSeq and is a predicted model, not a curated record. Bases 139 to 837 code for a protein of 232 amino acids. The transcript has 3 exons.